CUGCAUCACCAGGAUUACAGGCGUUACCGCUGGCACUAGGCCUUUUAAAGUUUGUACCUGCUCACAAGAAUCUGGCUGCAGACUGACCCUGGUGUGUGCCAACAUGGCCAAGGAGCAGAGGGGACGGCGGGACGGCCAGUGAGCGGGUGCUGAGCUGGGGCAGCCCAUCUUGAGGGUCCUCAGGUGGUCUUUCCCCCAGCAGGGCCGGCUCCCAGGCCUCAGGGUCAGGUAUGCCCUGCUUAUCUGGCUGGGCAUCUUCGCGGGCAGCUGGAUGGUCUAUGUGCACUAUUCAUCCUACUCGGAGCUCUGCCGCGGCCACGUCUGCCAGGUGAUGAUUUGUGACCAGUACCACAAGGGCAUCAUCUCUGGCUCCAUCUGCCGGGACCUGUGUGAGCUCAACAGGGUGGAAUGGAGAACCUGCCUGUCCUCGGCUCCAGGGUGGCAGGUGUAUAGUGGACUUUGGCAGGACAAGGAGGUGACCAUCAAGUGUGGCAUCAAGGAAUCCUUGAACCCUCAGAACCCCCGGCGGGAGCUGGUGCUGUUUGACAAGCCCACCAGGGGCACCUCCAUCAAGGAGUUCCGAGAGAUGACCCUCAGCUUCCUGAAGGCGAACCUGGGAGACCUGCCCUCCCUCCCAGCGCUCGUGGGCCAGGUCCUUCUCAUGGCUGACUUCAACAAGGACAGCAGGGUGUCCCUGGCUGAGGCCAAGUCUGUGUGGGCUCUGCUGCAGCGAAACGAGUUCCUACUGCUGCUCUCCCUGCAGGAGAAGGAGCAUGCCUCUCAGCUGCUGGGCUACUGUGGGGACCUCUACCUUACUGAGGGCACACCCCAUGGCUCCUGGCACGGGACCACACUGCCACCAGCCCUGCAUGCAAUGCUGCCCUCUGCCCUGCACAGAGCCAUCCAGCAGUGGUUCAGUCCUGCUUGGCCCUGGCGCGCCAAGAUUGCCAUCGGCCUCCUGGAGUUUGUGGAGGAGCUCUUCCAUGGCGCAUAUGGCUCUUUCUACAUGUGUGAGACCACACUUGCCAAUGUGGCCUACACGGCCACCUAUGACUUCAAGAUGGCUGACCUGCAGCAGGUGGCACCCGAAGCCACUGUGCGACGCUUCCUGCAGGGCCGCCACUGUGAGCAGAGCUCGGACUGUACCUAUGGGCGGGACUGCCGGGCACCAUGUGACAGGCUCAUGAGGCAGUGCAAGGGUGACCUCAUCCAGCCCAACCUGGCCAAGGUGUGUGAGCUGCUGCGAGACUAUCUGCUGCCGGGUGCGCCUGCUGAUCUCAGCGAGGAACUGGGCAAGCAGCUGCGUACCUGCACCACACUGAGCGGGCUGGCCAGCCAGGUGGAGGCCCACCACUCGCUCGUGCUCAGCCACCUCAAGACCCUGCUCUGGAAGAAGAUCUCUAACACCAAGUAUUCCUGACACCUGGAUGCCCCGCCCUCCACCACUCCUCACCCAGGCAAGCUCCAG
Messenger RNA from Dipodomys ordii (Ord's kangaroo rat), 1468 nucleotides. RefSeq names its product family with sequence similarity 69, member B (gene Dipk1b). The coding region runs from base 272 to 1420 and encodes 382 amino acids. The transcript is spliced from 5 exons. The record is from RefSeq and is a predicted model, not a curated record. NCBI's taxonomy places the organism in Eukaryota, Metazoa, Chordata, Mammalia, Rodentia, Heteromyidae.